This is a messenger RNA of Zasmidium cellare ATCC 36951, 738 nucleotides long. RefSeq lists its product as uncharacterized. Gene Ontology annotation, molecular function: transcription coregulator activity. The coding region runs from base 1 to 738 and encodes 245 amino acids. Lineage: Eukaryota; Fungi; Ascomycota; Dothideomycetes; Mycosphaerellales; Mycosphaerellaceae. Gene Ontology annotation, cellular component: mediator complex; core mediator complex. The record is from RefSeq and is a predicted model, not a curated record. Gene Ontology annotation, biological process: regulation of transcription by RNA polymerase II. The transcript has a single exon.
AUGGCAGAAGGCAACACCUUCAAUGCGCCGUUCCCAGCUCCGCCGCCCUCCUACAAACACUUCACCAAACAGAACCUCUCACGGUUGAGACGAACUCGAAAAGAGGCCGGCAUCCCUCCCCCGGCUGAUGGACAGCCACCUGAGAAAGAUGUCGACAUCCUGACAUUGCCGGCCGAGCUCCGCUACCUGGUCCCACCUGAACCACCCAGCGACAGCAAAUUGACCGUCUUCGGCGAUACGGUCAACCUCGACGCGCCCCGCGUGACCCUCGCCGACAAUAGCAUCGAGCAGAUCUACCCCGACGACCCCUCCGUCCUCUCGAAUCCACAACCACAUCUCAUCGCCCUCGCCCGCUCCAUGCUCACCACAUUCCUCUCCUUGACGGGCAUUCUAGCGCAGAAUCCAGAUCUGCAGCAAGAUAAGAUGGGAGACCUGCAGACCAUUGUGUACAAUCUGCAUGAUAUCAUCAAUCAGUACCGUCCACAUCAAGCGCGAGAGUCGUUGAUUCUGAUGAUGGAGGAGCGCUUGGAGAAGAUGAAGGGCGAGAUUCAGAGGAUUGAUCAGUCGAAGGAGAGUGUGGCCAAGCUGUUGCAGGAGCUGCAGAGCAAUGGCAUUGUUCAGGCGAUGCAAGAGGAGAAGGAUGGGAAGGGAGACGCGGUUGUUGAGGAUGCUGCUGUCACGAAGCGAAAGGCGAGGCAGCGUGCUGGCUGGGCUGCGUUGGAGAAUGAGAUGGGUUGA